Molecule: messenger RNA, 453 nt
Organism: Humulus lupulus (European hop)
Lineage: Eukaryota; Viridiplantae; Streptophyta; Magnoliopsida; Rosales; Cannabaceae
Product: predicted GPI-anchored protein 58
Exons: 2
Coding region: 1-453 (150 amino acids)
Source: RefSeq, a predicted model, not a curated record
AUGACUUCUGCAAACGUCUUCGAUCUCUACAGCACUCAGGAGGAAGAAGAAGUUCCCUUGGUCCGAAAGAAGAGAUUGACCUUGAAACAUGACGGGGAGCCCAGUCAGAUGCCUUCGGCCAAGAAGAACCGAGCCACCGAUCCUUCAAAGGAUGGGCCCUCUGGUCAAACACCUGCCCAACCUCCUGCUCCUCACGAGCAGGAAAUUCCACCUCCACCUGCUCCUGCUGCCACGACUCCUUCACCUCCAGCCCCUUCUGAACCCAACAAGCUGAGGGCAAUGCUGACCAUGACGGCUGCUCGCGCCCGCACGAGUGCAAGUGUCGAGCAGUCCCGUGCUAGGGAGUCGAAGCUAAUGGAGGAGCUUCAAGCUGCGGAGGCAAGGCACGCGGGAGAGCUGAAGGUGGUGACCCAGCAGAAGGAUUCUUUGGCUGCGGACCUGGUGGAAAAAUAG